GAGACGUUUAUCGACAAGGCAACACGAAGCAUGUGCAUUGUGACGGAGCACUGUGGAGGGGAAACACUAUCCGAGCUCAUCAAGAAGCACCACGACAGCCGCUCGUUCAUUCUCCACUGGCUGCUGCAACUGGCCUUGGCUCUGGAGCACAUGCACCACCACAACGUGCAGCACCGAUGCAUCGAGGGCAGGAACGUUUUUCUCUGCAACUCCCCUAACAAUACGCAGCUGGGCCCCGCCUCUGUGCGGCUGGGCGGCUUUGGCGUCUCGCAGGAGGUGGAGGGGCGCGAGCGGGGAGAGGGGCGCGAGGGGCGGGAGUGGGGAGAGGGGCGAGGGCGGCUAGCCAGUGGCUUCAUUCGGACUCCCCUGCGCAUGGCGCCUGAGAUGAUACGCCAGGAACCGUACGACUGCAAGUCAGACGUAUGGGCGCUCGGCAGCCUGCUCCAUGGGGCCAUGAGCUUCAGCGAGCCGGCGCUCCCCGCCACAUCCAUCCAAGAGCUCGUGUCGUUCGUGCUGGCGGGAUGCCAUGACCCCAUGCCGCCAUGUUACUCUCCUGACCUCUGUGCGCUCGUCAGGCGGAUGCUCUCUCAGGACCCGUCGGGCCGUCCAAGUGCGCGGGACAUCCUCACCUCGCCUCUCCUCCAUCAACGCGCCUCUGCUUUCCUGCAAGCCUGCCUGCACGCCACUGGAACCGCCCUUGAGGGCACCACCAAGAACGACCUUGGGAAUACCGCACUUGGAAGCAUCUCCCUCGGGAAUACCGCACUUGGAAGCAUCUCCCUCGGGAAUACCGCACUUGGAGCCACUGUGGAAAGGGCACCAGCGAUGCAGCGAGCAGUGAGGGAACAGAUGGGGAGGCUGGGAAUCGCCCCUCUAUCUCUGGGGCGACGAGCAAAUGAGCAGACGGGAAGGGUGGGGACCGUGAAGGGGAUGGAUUCUGAGGGCGGGCCUCAAAACAAGCAUAUAGGUGGCGAUAAUGCUGCCGCUGCUGCUGCUGAUAAUGCUGCUGCUGCUGCUGCUGCUGAUGCUAAUGCUGCUGCUGCUGCAGGCGAUGCUGCUGCUGCUGCAGGCGAUUCUGCUGCAGGCGCAUCUCAUUCAGGCAUGCCCAGGGCAGGUGGAUCUGUCACGAGGGUAUCUGGUGUGGGGUCAUGUGGUACAGGUGGAGGUGGUGCGGAGGAGGGAGAAGGGGGCGGCAUGGAGGGUGAAGAGGAGGGAAGGGGAAGUUGCGUGGAGAGUGCAGUGGAGGGAAGUGGAAGAUGCGUGGAAAGUGCAGUGGAGGGAAGGGGAAAAUGCGAGGAGAGUGAGGAGGAGGAAAUCAUUCCGGAGGGUGAUCGAAACGAGGGAUGUGAGGAGGGGUCAGGGACAGACCGUGCGGAGGGGGGCAAAGAAGGGGAGGAAUGGGGAGUGGAUGAGGAGGAGGGGGAAGAGGAGGAGGAAGAGGAGGAGGAAGAGGAGGAGGAAGAGGAGGAGGAAGAGGAGGAGGAAGAGGAGGAGGAAGAGGAGGAGGACGAGGGGGAGGAAGAGGAGGAGGAAGAGGAGAGGGAAGAGGAGGAUGAAGAGGAGAAGCAAAAUGAUGAGAAACAACAUGAGGAAGAGCAGGAAGAGGAGAGGUGGUGGGGACUGGGUGAAGAGGAGGUGGAGGAUGGGGAGGAGUGGGAGAUGGGGGAAGAGGACGAGGCACGGCGAGAGUGGGAGAGGGAGCAGGAGCUGAGAGAGGAGUUUGUGAGAGAGAAAGAGGCCGAGGAGAAUGGGUGGGGGAUGACUCUUGAGUCGACUCAAGAAAGGAAGCAGGAGCUGAGAGAGGAGUUUGUGAGAGAGAAAGAGGCCGAGGAGAAUGGGUGGGAAAAGGGAGAGAACGGGUGGAAGGGGGACGAAUAUGAGCUUACGGGGCAACAGCAGCAGCAGCAGCAGCAGCAGCAACAGCAACAGCAGCAGCAACGUCAGCAGCAGCAACAGCAGCAGCAACAGCAGCAGCACCAGCAGCAGCAGCAACAGCACCAGCACCAGCAGCAGCAGCAACAGCAGCACCAGCAACAGCACCAGCAUGGCUUCCAGCACCAAUACCACCACGAGCAGCAGCAACAGCAGCAACAGCACGCAAUCUCACGGAUUGUGGCAAAGCGGCUGCAGGAGAGCACUUGUAGCAGCAGCAGCGGCGGCAGCGGCAGCGGCAGCAGAAGCAGCAGCGGGGGAGGCUAUAUGUGUGGUCAAGAGAAAGGCCGGAAGCUCUUGGGGUGCAACACAGGGAGCAGCUGUAGCAGCAGCUGUAGCACUGGCCCAUUGAGAUGCAACACAGGAAGUAGCUGUAGCAGCAGUAGCAAUAGUAACCAUAAGGCCACCACCCCUGGCUACAGCCAAGAACACUGUAGCGGUUGUAGCCUGAGGCGGUUGCGAUACAGCCUGGACAGCAGCGGCAGUGACACGUCAGAACAUGGCUCAGACACGUCAGAAUCAGCACCGAACAUGCUCUCCUCCAUUCCUACAGCCCUGCCUGAUCCCAUCGGGUCCAACCUGCAGCAGCAGAAGCAGCUGCAGAAUAGACAGCAGCUGCUGCAGGUGCAGAAACAGCAAGAGAUACUUUUGAGGCAUCUAAAAGAUUCUUCAGCACCGUCUGCUUCUAUUGGGUCCAACCUAGAGAAGAUACAGCAGCUACUGCAGCUGCACGGGGCGAGGAAAAUGCAGGAGAUACAUGAGGUGAGGACGAGUGAGAAGCAGGCGGAGCAUUCCGAGGACUCGGAGGAUUCCGAUGAUUCCGAGGCUCAGGCUCAGGCACAGGCACAGGCACAGGCACAGGCACAGGCACAGGCUCAGGCUCAGGCACAGGCUCAGGAGCUGCCUGAGCCAGGUCAGGAAGCGAGGGCCCCGCCGCCGCACGUGCCAACGUUUGACGCGCCGAUGGCGACCGCGCUGAGGAUGCAGGCAGUGAAGAGGAAAGUCCAGGAGUAUGCAGAAGGAGAGGCGCCUGAGGGAGCAGAAGAGACUUAUACAGAAGAGGAGCGGUAUGUUACUAAUGAAGCUUGUGAAGAGGGUGCGUUCGGAGGGGAUCAGACGGCAAGGGCUGCCCCUGGUUGCUACAGCCGUUCUGGAGAGAGGGAACGCCAGUCUGCCAUGUCAGCGGUCGUUCUGGAGCGAGUGAACGCUCUUCCGAGACAUGGUAAUGGUCCCGGCGUUGAGGGGGGCAGGAGAGCGAACGCGUGGCGCAGGGAGGACGGGGAGAGCCCUACACCAAGUGCCACGUCAGCAGAGGGUGCUUUGUCAGUAGCAGGCGCCAAGUCAGCUGCAGGCGCCACGUCAGGGAUAGCAAGGAUUUCCUUUCUCCAUCCUCCCACCGCCCAACAGAGCUCCUGCUGGCCCAUCAACCAAACCGUCAUUUUGAUCACCCUUCCUUCGACUGUGACGGUAACAGUGAUUGUUACUCUAACAGCUACUGUGACUGUGGUGGUGCCUUUGGCUCCCACCCUGGCUGUGACUGUAACCGAGCAUGCAGAGCAUGGCAGCAGGGCGUGGAGUGCUGGAGGGCAGUCUCGCUUUAAGGAGAUAGCGGAGCAUUCACUGCUAGGUGGGGCCGACUACAAAAACGAAGCCAAGGAGCUCAAUAGCGAGGACGAGGAGUCGGACUACGCGGUGGUGCGCCAAGUGGCGAUGUACGAGUGGCUGCGGGCGUCCUCAAAGAAAGCAGCAGCUCUGGAAGCAGCAUGGGUACCAGCCCCUCCUAACACUUCUUUCUCCCACCAACCCAGCAGCAACUGCCUGUCUGACAGCCAGGUUGGCACGUGGAUGCGGCAAAACGACCAUAAUGGUUCAGUGGGUGGAGGCGGCAGGUGUUCUGAGGUUCAGGUGUGGAUGUGGCUGGGCCGCGAGGCUGCUUGGUCCAUGAGUGGUACGGAGCGGUGAAGAGCAGCGAUGAGAGUGAGCAGUCUUCGGAAGUGGAGCAUCCAUAUUGCCUUGACUCGAGGAGGAAUAACCUGCUAUCUUCCCCAAUAAACUCGCUCUUUGUCGGCUCACAUACACACACUCGAACACGACGUGGGCUAUAUCGAAGGCGCGAGUGCUCCAAUCUUCGAUAGUGUAGAGUUACUAGAGGUAGCUAUGGCAUGAGAGGAGUAGUUGGCAUGCUUAAUG
Messenger RNA from Closterium sp. NIES-67, 4122 nucleotides. The record is from the annotation of a GenBank genome assembly. Lineage: Eukaryota; Viridiplantae; Streptophyta; Zygnematophyceae; Desmidiales; Closteriaceae.